AGCGGCAGACUCCCGCUGCCUUCUCCACCAGCCCACGCUGACCGGCUCCCAGGACGUCCUCCGCUGUCCCCUCUGCCACCAUGAGAAACAUCUUCAAGAGGAACCAGGAGCCCAUUGUGGCUCCUGCCACCACCACUGCCACCAUGCCUGUUGCGCCUGCCGACAACUCCACAGAGAGCACGGGCACCGGGGAGAGCCAGGAAGACAUGUUCGCCAAGCUGAAGGAGAAGUUCUUCAAUGAGAUCAACAAGAUCCCCUUGCCACCCUGGGCUCUGAUUGCCAUGGCUGUGGUUGCUGGCCUCCUGCUGCUCACCUGCUGCUUCUGCAUCUGCAAGAAGUGCUGCUGCAAGAAGAAGAAAAACAAGAAGGAGAAGGGCAAAGGCAUGAAGAACGCCAUGAACAUGAAGGACAUGAAAGGGGGCCAGGAUGAUGACGAUGCAGAGACGGGGCUGACUGAAGGAGAAGGUGAAGGCGAGGAGGAGAAAGAGCCAGAGAACCUGGGCAAAUUGCAGUUUUCUCUGGAUUAUGAUUUCCAGGCCAAUCAGCUCACCGUGGGUGUCCUGCAGGCUGCUGAGCUCCCUGCCCUGGACAUGGGUGGCACUUCAGACCCUUAUGUCAAAGUCUUCCUCCUCCCAGACAAGAAGAAGAAAUACGAGACCAAGGUGCACCGGAAGACACUGAACCCCGCCUUCAAUGAGACCUUCACUUUCAAGGUGCCAUACCAGGAGUUGGGAGGCAAAACCCUGGUGAUGGCCAUCUAUGACUUUGACCGCUUCUCUAAGCACGACAUCAUUGGGGAGGUGAAGGUGCCCAUGAACACCGUGGACCUCGGGCAGCCCAUCGAGGAAUGGCGAGACCUACAAGGCGGGGAGAAGGAAGAGCCGGAGAAGCUGGGUGACAUCUGUACCUCCUUGCGCUACGUGCCCACUGCUGGGAAACUCACGGUCUGUAUCCUGGAGGCCAAGAACCUCAAGAAGAUGGAUGUGGGUGGCCUUUCAGACCCCUACGUGAAGAUCCACCUGAUGCAGAAUGGAAAGAGACUCAAGAAGAAGAAGACAACGGUGAAGAAGAAGACCCUGAACCCUUACUUCAAUGAGUCCUUCAGCUUCGAGAUCCCCUUUGAGCAGAUCCAGAAAGUCCAGGUGGUUGUCACCGUGCUAGACUAUGACAAGCUGGGCAAGAACGAAGCCAUCGGCAAGAUCUUUGUGGGCAGCAACGCCACAGGCACGGAGCUGCGGCACUGGUCCGACAUGCUGGCCAACCCCCGACGGCCCAUCGCCCAGUGGCACUCUCUUAAGCCCGAGGAGGAAGUGGAUGCCCUCCUAGGCAAGAACAAGUAGGCGGCAGCAGCUGGGGCCACAUGCCCCCCCAGGACACUGACAAGAUCCAGAGCUAUCAAUACCUCAGUUAUGCGACCUUAGAGGUUUCUUCAUUUGUUUGCAGUGUGUCCUGUUUUCCCUUCCUUUUUCUCUUUUUAAAGACCAACUUCCUUUUGGUGGCUGCGUGAAGAGUCCCCUAAGACAUGAAAGAGAAGCCUGGCACUGUUUGUUGUCCCAGGAGCUGUCCUUGUUGCAUGCCAUCAGGGUUUCCCCUCACUAAAUCAAGGCUUCACACAGGUCUCACUCCAAGUGAGGCCCUCUACUGGCAGGAAGCAGGUCCUGCUUUCCUGGGUUUUGGACCAACAAAAUGGCAAGCACAUUCUGUUUCUUGACUGUGAAGGCAACACAAUGGCCAGCAUUGUAUGUGUGUGUGUGUGCGUGCGUCCAUCCAUUCCCCACCUGUCUCUGUCUUUGAGUAUCUCUCUUCAUUUCUGGACUGAGCCAUCGACAAGGAAGCUGUGUGAGGGCAGAAAGUCUUCAGGGACUGGAAGGUGAAGAUAGCCCACUGCCUAAGUGGGAGGCCUGUCAGCAAGUGAAGAAGCCUGGUCAGAUGACAGGAGCUCUCAUAGUCCUUCUGAGAGGACAUGUGGAAGGCAGCAAGAUGUGGUACUGGAUGUGUUCAGAACCGGACCAAAGCCCUUGAUGCUGUCAUACACUUCCUCUUGUCAGUCAUGGCUUUCCCUAGGAGUGAGGUUACGGGUACAUUCAUGGAAAUAAAUUAUUCACUAGAUUGUUUGGACUCUACCAGGGACUGCCAGGCCCAGAAUAGUGUUCUUGUUGACAUCAAGCCCUGAAGAAACAGAAGUCCCAUUACUCAGCCUGGAACUAAGCUCCUGGAUUGUUGCCUCAUCCAGUGGAGAACAGAUGCUUCCUCCCUCUGCAGAGUACAAGCAACGCGUUCAUUUGCAUUCAUGCACCAUCUUGCUUUUUGCUUCUGUUUCCCUUUUUGUGUAAGUGGAAAAAUACUGUCUGAAGACAAGUGCUCUGACAGAGCCAGAGAUGUGUUAGAGGAAGGCCUGAGUGUUUAGUUCCCUUGAGGUCCAGGUAAGGAGGAGGUGGCAGGAAGGGCAGCAUGGGUGGACAGUGGUGAGCUAGGCAGAUGUGCUGCGCUCCUCACAGCUCCCAUCCUGACCCUCUGGACCCUUCUGCCCCCCCUGCUGGUAGCCGGAGUGGCCCAGGCAGACCUGUGGAGAGUCCCCAUCCUUCCAUUCCUUCAAGGCUCUUUUCUCUGAAUGCCAGGAAGGACAGGGCAUUCAUUUCAAAUGGGCGGUGGGGGAAACCUGCUAGAGUUUCUAUCCGGUGUUUGGUUUGUGCUCCCUUCCCUGUUUUCUCUACUUGUCCCAGCAUUGAUAAAAGCCAUAUAUAUGUUAGUCAGGCUUGCACUGAGCGCCCUUCUGAACCCUCAGCCUGGGCAGGGGAGUUAGGCCCCAUGUAGUCAGAGACUGCUGCUUUUCCUUGGUCUUGCUUCUGUCCAUGAAUCUCUCAGGCCCCUGUUUUCUUACCACAGAAAAUAUACAGCUUUCCUGAAGCUUGGGGGUUUCUCUCUUCAACAGCAAAUAUGGGAGAGCUGCUCGACGCCAUCUGGGCCCUCCUGCUUCUUGUAGGUCUGAGAGCUGGGUGGUGGUGUAGUUUAGCUUUGAGGCCUCCCAGCCUGAAGGAGGCACAGAGUAUCCUUUCAUUUCAAUGAAGACGGGGGAUAUGUGGGUUGGCUUUGCUGUGGUCUUUUGGUCUAAGUAGGGAGUGAGGUAACCAGACAUAGGCUGUGAAGUGAGGUUUGGUCAGCCUGUCUUUUAGGACCCUUCUGCUAUUGGCCCUUAGUACGUGGGAAGUUGUAGAUCUUAUACAUACACUCUGUGUGUGUUUAUGCCAAACACCGGAUGGCAGGACUCUGAGAGGAUUAUGGGUUGCAGUAUUGUAGUCCGUGGGACCAGAAUUCACGUCAUGGUGGGAGAUUAUCAGGCAAUAGGGCACACUCACAGUCCAGACGGUUGAAGAGUCGUAGGGUCCUGGUAUGGAUAUCAGAUGCCAGUGGAUUCUUUUCUGUGGAACUUUGGUGCUUUCCAAGGUCCCUCCCCGCUAUGGCUCUUCUCAUCCACAUUCCAUAAACCUUACUCACAGAAACUCCCCUGUCAAUCUUCCCCUUCUUCCUGUAUCCUUCCCGCCUUUUCCAGUCCACCUUUUAAGUCCUUGGGCUUCUCUCUGAGCCUCAUUCAGUCUUGGAUAGCCCAUGGUUCUCCUGCACUGCUGACAGGAGAGGGACAGGCUGGUUGGCGCCUCUGUGCUUUGAACGUCCCUGGGCUUAGAGACAGGCUAGAGCUCAUUACUGUGGGCAGCCCGCCAGACCUUUUUGACUCUGAUCACCAGUUCAGCCAGCAUGGGUGCUGGGAGUGGUUCCUCCCCAGGCUUAGGGCUGGUCCCUGACAGCCACCCAAGCAGAUGGCACCUGUCCAGGCCCAGGGGCGUGGCAGGAACACGUUGAGGCUUAAGUUUGUUUGCAUUAGGGGAGCUGAUGUGACCCAGAGCCCAGCACUGCAUUUCAAACCUUCACUGCCACAGGGGUUUAUUUCUGGGUUGGCAGGGUCCUGGGGCAUCCGCGCUAAGUAGACAUAGUGUUUCUGGCUGCUGAGGGGUUCUCAAUUCUUCUGUGGCUAGAAGUGUGAUCCAAAGAGAAGAAAGUCCUUAGUGGAGUUUUGUUUUUGUUUUUCUUCUAGAGGGGGUAAGACUAUAAAUGCCCAAACUCCACUCCGGAUGUGGGGGCACGAGCCCUCCUUAAAUGAUCCACCCAGAAGCGAAGCAAGCUCCGCAGUGCUGUGGGUAGUUUUUGAGACUUAGCAAUGAAGGUUGUGGAGUGGGGAGCACCCAGCUCAGCAGGUGCUUGGAAUGAGCAUGGGUGAGGCCCAGCCCAAGAGCCUGGUCGUUCUUCUCCCCAGGAAGCCUUGGUUCUGUAGAAGUAGUCUGGGGUAAUUUUGCUGGCCCCAGAUACAGUGAGGGAGGU
This is a messenger RNA of Psammomys obesus (fat sand rat), 4374 nucleotides long. It is a transcript of the gene Syt2, whose product is annotated as synaptotagmin 2. The record is from RefSeq and is a predicted model, not a curated record. Gene Ontology annotation, molecular function: calcium ion binding; syntaxin binding; calcium-dependent phospholipid binding. Gene Ontology annotation, cellular component: synaptic vesicle membrane; dense core granule; axon. Gene Ontology annotation, biological process: regulation of dopamine secretion; calcium ion-regulated exocytosis of neurotransmitter; regulation of calcium ion-dependent exocytosis. NCBI's taxonomy places the organism in Eukaryota, Metazoa, Chordata, Mammalia, Rodentia, Muridae. The transcript has 9 exons. Bases 81 to 1340 code for a protein of 419 amino acids.